Molecule: messenger RNA, 2186 nt
Organism: Haliotis rufescens (red abalone)
Lineage: Eukaryota; Metazoa; Mollusca; Gastropoda; Lepetellida; Haliotidae
Product: A disintegrin and metalloproteinase with thrombospondin motifs 9-like
Exons: 8
Coding region: 377-1471 (364 amino acids)
Molecular function (GO): metalloendopeptidase activity; zinc ion binding
Source: RefSeq, a predicted model, not a curated record
GAGCGAGUGUGAGGUGUGCUUGUUUUGUCCAUGCAUGUUCAUAACUGUUUACCUUGAAUAUUUAUUAUACUGCCUUUGGGAAUAUAACAACCAUCACAUUCAUGGUUUAAGUCAUGCGCAUACAAUUGUAUGUCCAUUAAAAUUUGUCAUUCUUUCAACUUUGACACAAACACUGGCAACUGUCAGCUGAACCAUGCCACGUUAUCACCUGGAGGUCUUAACGCCAGUCACCUGGUGACAACACCUGAGUGUCUUCUGGGACAUCUCACAGUGGCCACAGACAAUUGCUGGAGCGUGCGCCAAUCACAACUGUUCAGUAAACCGUUUCUGUGAACCCCUUGGAAACGAUAGAUAUUACUGUAGCCGGCUUGCAUGAAUGGAGGCAGUGAUGGGAGCAGGUAGUAUCCUAGAUGGGAUAUUCCUUCUAUUGGUUCUUUCACAACAUCAUGCUGAUUCUACAAAAAUAUGUUCGAAGUCCAGUAACUUUCCGCUUCUUCAACAAAACAACAAACUACCCAACCACGAAAUUGCUUCAAUGACGACAGAGGGACCAGUGAAAUGCGCAUACAAUUGUAUGACCAUUAAAAUGUGUCAGUCUUUCAACUUUGACACCAACACUGGCAACUGUCAGCUGAACCAUGCCACGUUAUCACCUGGAGGUCUUAACGCCAGUCACCUGGUGACAACACCUGAGUUUGUCUUCUCAGACAUCUCACAAUGGCCACAGACAAUUGCUGGAGCGUGCGCCAAUCACAACUGUUCAGUAAACCGUUUCUGUGAACCCCUUGGAAACGAUAGAUAUACCUGUAGCCGGCUUGUGACACCAUCAUCAUGUGCAGAGGUCAAGGAAUGUGACCCCUCCAGCACAGAUGGAGAAUACUGGCUGCGUCUGCUGAACUUUGACCUGUACAGAACCCGGAUAUACUGCCACAACAUGAACACAGACACGCCCGUGGAGUACCUGACACUGCUCACUCCUAACUAUGGAAUUUAUCCGAAUGUGACAAACAUCGGUUGUAAUCAAGAAACAUCGCUAGUCCUCGACUGUAAAGGAAGAGGUGGUGAAGCCUUUUACCACAAAAUAAGAGUCCUUAUUGAGAACAUGGAGGUUGUUCGUAACGAAAAGACAUUUGCCGACUUCUCUAACUACAAGGAAAUAGUUUACGCCAAUGCUAUGGACUGUUACACUGCACACAAUGGUGGCGUUCUGAGAUCAUGUGGAACCAAGGGCGAGUUUACAGUGAACCUUACAGACACUGGGUGGAUUGUAGGACCAGACCAAGAAUGGGCAACAUCAGGAUGGCGUGCCAUAAUAGAAUCAAUAGAAAGAGAUGACACAGGAGCUGUUGUUCACAUGAAAUGUGGUGGUUACGCUGGAGGAUGUCAUCCGGCGGGUUCCUUGAUGCUCAAGCCUUACUACAAAACGGCCAUUCCGGAUUCUUCAGCCAAGGAAGUGACGUGCCCUCGCUGAUGCUGUAACCCAAAUACUCGUGUGCUUGUAUACAAGCAAGGAGUCAUGGAGGAUCGAUCGUUUAAAGUUCUUGGAUGAGGGAGAUAUUUGUUAGACACCCAAAAAAAUGUUUAUAGAACCUGAGUGAAAACAGAAUUUCCAGUACAUCGGGGAACAAUUGUAUUUGUUGAAUUGUAUUUAUUCAUGAGUAUUUUUGCACAUUGAGGGAAAAUACGUAUGUUUGACAAACCGUUCGUGUUAUUGUGUUUACCUGCACACUUGAAUAACUGUGGUUAACAGUUUGGUGUAUAUUUACAGUAUCAGUUGACGUAUACAGAUCCAUAUACGUCUUUGGUUGCUGUGACAGUAUUUUGCGCCUUGUGUGAAAUUGACACACUGUAUAUAUGAAAUUGAAGUAAUCAUUGAUUGCUAGAUUCAUAUAGGACGUAACUGUUGUGUUAGCAGACAGACAAUGUGGACUGCCAAUUAAUCGGAGCCUUGCCUCCCUUUUAGGACUGUCUGCACCGCUCGACAUGUCGUGUGGUUGGUGUGCACAUAAUUAAGAAUGAUUCGUAAUUCUUCGUAGCUCGUUAGAUGUUCUAAUUUUCCUAGUGCCCUUAUAUGUUCAUCAAUAUUCAUAAUUCCCGAUUCUUCAACUAGGGAAGAGAUAUUUCCUUGCCGAUGCAGUAACAGAUCAAUUUCGUGUACUUCAUAACAUUAUGAAUGUGUGGUUAUC